Cercopithifilaria johnstoni is the source of this 960-nucleotide messenger RNA. NCBI's taxonomy places the organism in Eukaryota, Metazoa, Nematoda, Chromadorea, Rhabditida, Onchocercidae. The record is from the annotation of a GenBank genome assembly.
AUGAGCCUAAAUCCAACUAAUCUAUCACUAGGUGGACUCGGUCCUAGUAGUAUAGAGCAAAUCCUACGACUUCGGCAAGAACGUAAUCAACGGAUACCGAAAUGUGCCCGUUGUCGGAAUCAUGGCACUGUUUCAGCAUUGAAAGGACAUAAGCGUUACUGCAAAUGGAAAGAUUGUUUGUGCGCAAAAUGUACACUAAUUGCGGAACGGCAAAGAGUGAUGGCAGCGCAAGUUGCGUUACGACGGCAGCAAAGUCAGGAUGAGAAAGAAAUUAAAGAUUUAGAAAUAUUGCUGGGUGUCGAAAGAGCUGGAAAACUAUUAAAAUUCAUACGACAAGGUGAAACAACUACCAGCGACAGUAGAAGUGAAGGUGUACUUUGUGGUGGACCGUCACUUGAAGAAGAGGACACAACGAAAUCGCCGCAAUUAAUCGAUUUGCCAUCAACAUCAUUAAUAAAACCGAAGAUAUCUUCACCAAAUACAUCUACCAGUCAGGAACAUCCACCAUUUUCAUCAGCAAAUUCACGUCGACGAUCUGGAAACAAUGAUAUAGUGGACCCGGAAAGCAAUAAGUCUCGCUCACCACUUGCUGUAGCAGAACCUACCGAACUUCAACAACCGAUUUGGUCUGCGCAAUGGUCAAAUCCAUUGAAUUUUUGCAUUCAACCGUUGACACCUCUUCCGUAUCGGCCGCAACAUUUUGGACAAACUGUUUUCCCAUUCGGCUUUGGUUGUUAUCCUAUCAAUCCAACUAUGCUAUACGCGAAAUCUCCAUUUUCCAAUAUGCCUGAAGGUGCAAUUCCACAAAUAGCAUAUCCAUGUGAUAGCACCACACCUCAAUCCCCUACACAGUUCCCGUACAAUUCGCUUCCACCACUGCCACCAGUACAAGUAAAUCCUUUGGAUUAUCGACAACAUCUCAAAACUUCCAACUCGAAUGAAGACCUCCUUGAUGAAUGA